AUGACGCCAUACCAGUCACUUUACGGCAGAACCCCUCCUUCGGUUCUCUCGUACACACCGGGAACCACCAAGGUUCACUCAGUGGACAUUGCCUUGCGGAACCGAGAUGAUCUCCUUAAGCUUCUCCGCUCCAACAUGGCUAUGGCACAGAACAAAAUGAAGCAGCAGACUGAUCAACAUCGCACUGAGCGGACCUUUGAGGAAGGCGACUGGGUUUAUCUCAAGUUACAUCCAUACCGGCAAAAGUCACUCGUCAAACGGCCAUCUCACAAGCUUGCUCCCAGGUUCUAUGGCCCAUUUCAGAUUGUUUCUAAGAUAGGUACAGUCACCUACAAAUUGCGCCUUCCUCCACGCUCCAAGCUGCAUCCGAUUUUCCAUGUGUCACUGUUGAAGAAGAAACUUGGUGCCAACAUCCCUGUUCAAGUGACUCUACCCCCUACUGAUGACACUGGAUCCCUCCAAGGUCCUCGACAUGGCAGUGGUAAGGAAGAAAAAUCGCUCUAUGACACAAUGGCUGGUGUAGUGGGAGGGCCUUCUUGA
Molecule: messenger RNA, 540 nt
Organism: Fragaria vesca subsp. vesca
Lineage: Eukaryota; Viridiplantae; Streptophyta; Magnoliopsida; Rosales; Rosaceae
Exons: 1
Coding region: 1-540 (179 amino acids)
Source: RefSeq, a predicted model, not a curated record